Moneuplotes crassus is the source of this 2707-nucleotide messenger RNA. The record is from the annotation of a GenBank genome assembly. NCBI's taxonomy places the organism in Eukaryota, Ciliophora, Spirotrichea, Euplotida, Euplotidae.
GAUUUCGAUGUGAGCCAAGAGGACAUCCCAGGUAUGUGCCACUAAUAACUCCUCGCUUGGGGUUCUGGCCAGCAAAAUCAGUACCCAUAGCUGGAAUACACUGUGUCUGAAAAUUUCGAAGAUAUUAAUUUGAUCAUAGAAGAAAUAAAAAGUGAAAUCCUUCGUCAAAGCGAAGAUUCAAAGGAAUCCUCAAAGGAAAACUCUAAACACGAUGAAGACUCUGAGUCCAAAACUGAGGUUAUCAAGACAGGUCGAUUGAGUCAUUCCUGGUCUGAUAGAGAUAAUCAAAAUUCAAUCACUUCAGAAGAACAAAAGCUUCCUGAUAAUGAAUCCGAAUCGAAGUCAGAUAGGUCAUGGUCAUCAUCAGAGGAAGAGAAGAUUCAGAAGUAAGCUAAGUGAGAUAUCCCUUCCUGCUGAUGGAGAGUACCUUGGAGUUAGAGGCCUCCUGAACAGAAAGAAAAAGAAUAAAUAUUAUGAAUCAGAUAAUAAUACUUCGAGGCUCAGAGCCACCUUGGACCACAAUGAAAUUGCAUUUGGUCUAGAUCUUAAGAAAGGACUCUUGGAGCCAUACUUGACAAAAAUACGGUCAAGUGAGGAAACGCUACUCAAGUUUCUGUGUGAUUAUUGCGAAGGGCUGCCAAACUGGAUUAACAAACCUAUCUCUCUUGCUUGAGGACAUAACAUCUGAGCCCAUUGUUUCCGAAUGUAUAUUAACGAAGAAUUUAACGAAUCUCGAGUCAAAAUUUACUACACUUGUCGAAGUUGCAUGAUUGAACAAAAUAUUUUCCUGUCAAAAGACCUAAUAAACUUCCCUAAGCUCACCCAAAUUUACAGGUAUUGUCCACUAGAAGCGAUGAGGUUUGAGAGAUACUUUAAUGCGACUCUCAACGAGGGAUUUGUUGAAUACAUUUACACGAUAAAGUCAAGAGUCGAUGAACUAGAAUCCUCGAGUAACAGUCUCCAGUCCCAAAUUGAGAUAUAUGCCAAGAGAGCUCAUCAGGAUACACUGUUUUACAAAAACCGAAUAAUGUCCUUUGGAGCCCAAACCGAGAACCAUAAGGUUCAAUAUGACCGAGAAAUCAUGAAAGAUAAUGAGCUAAUCUCAGAAUUGCACUGUCCAAGAUGUGGGAUAGACUACAAAGAUAAGGUAUUCAACUUCAAAUUUCAAUGCUCCCAAUGAACGAAGGAACUCUGUCUGGGCAAAAACGCUUAUGCUCAGAACCAAGCUUUCCAAGACUCUGAAGAAGAGUCUUUGCUUGAAGACUCAGUAGUUAACUGAGUUAUCUGACAAGGACCUCCUUACUAUGCCAGCUGCUCCAUCCCGAUUGAACGAAGAAAAAGGAUCUCCACCAGAAGAGCUAAGAAAUUAUAUGUUGAAAGGAAUAAGGGCAAGAAACUCAGGCUAAUUCUGAAUGAAGACCCUCGCAAAGCAGAGAACGAGCAAAAGAACUCGAAAGCCUUAACUGGCAUUUUCAAGCGUUUCAAGCACCUCAUAAAGGAACAGAUUGAGGAAAAGAAGGAAGAGAGAGCUGCUAAAGAGCCUAAAACAUGUAAAGAAUGUAGUGGUCUCUUUACUAUGAUGAAUAUGGCCUAUAAACUAGUAAAAUGCAAUCAUAUCAUCUGCAGUGAAUGUAUGAAAACAGCACUUGAGGAUGAUUCACAAGAGAACUGAUAUUCUCUCAAAUGUAUAGUCUGUAAACAAGAUGACCAGACCAAAAUUAAGAUUACUCAUUCCAAACUGGAAGAAGUGAAGGACCCCAAGAGUCUCAUUCUCUUAAAAAUAGCUCAAGGCGGAUACUCAGAAUACGUGAUUGAAAAUAAGGAAUCAGUUGACCACAAUAUCAACGAAUUCAGGGAACUUGUAAUCCGUGAGGACAACAUCAUCAUGGAAGAGAAGGGCAAAAAGAGAGAUUUUUGUCCAAAAUGCAUGAAGAAGUAUGACUUCCACAACCCUCCUCAUGCACUCCGCUGAUGUCAUCGUCUCUGAAGAGAUUGUAUUAGAGAACUCUAUGAUGAGAAUGCUCCGAAGAUUAAAAUAAAGUGCGCAGUUGAUGAAAAAGAGCACGAAUAUCCAAAACCUGCUGAUCUUAUCGAAAACGAAGAAAAUAAAGAGCGGUUUGACAACUUUAAUGCUUUUAUUGAAAUCACCAUCCCUGUCGAUUUUGAACUCUUUAAUGAAAUCUUCUAUGGCGACAUUGCCUUCGGAGAUGAAGAAGAACUCCAAAUCCGGGAGGUAUAUGUCCAAGGAGAAGGAAAAUUUACAGAAAAGCUUCGUUCUGGAACAAUUGUCUCAAUGAAGAAAUCUGCAGGCCUUUCUACAUCUCUCAACAGGGAAAAGUUCAUUGAACAAUUAAAAUACGACUGUGAAUGCCCUAUCUGCUUGAUGUUCUACACCAGGGAGAACCCGCCUCUAAUCUAUCACUGAAGGAACCACUCUUACAAAAUUUGUAAAGAAAGUAUGGCUAUGUUCUUAAAAAUGGCUGCUAAAAAGAAUGAAAAUUUGACAAUAGACUGCCCAAUAUGAGACAACGUACUUGAAUUCAACACUCUCAAUAGAUCGCUUGAAGACUGUCUUGAAGAUUUUGAAGAAGACACUGACCUGCUAGACAAGGUUGACAAGUACCCAGAGCUGAAGAAAAUGAUCGAGGAUGACUAUAAAAACUUCUAACCUGAGUUCCUAGAAUUACAGCCGUAUUUCCAAUCUCUC